Messenger RNA from Paramuricea clavata, 2782 nucleotides. The record is from the annotation of a GenBank genome assembly. Lineage: Eukaryota; Metazoa; Cnidaria; Anthozoa; Malacalcyonacea; Plexauridae.
AUAUUAAUGAUCUCAGUUUACCAAAGACAUGUAAGAUUGAAUUUCCAGAUCCAGAUGAUUUGUUGAAUUUUAAAUUGGUCAUUGCUCCUGAUGAGGUAGGCUAACUACGUGGCUGCAAAAGUUACGGUAGGGGGGCACGCAGCCUCGAUAGUAUAAGGGCAGGGUGCGAUAAUUUGCGCGUGCUUACUAAGUACCUGAGCCACGCCAAUAUUAUGGUCUGGUAGGUCUUUGUUUUAAGUACCACGUAUGUAUGUACGCGCAACUCUUGCUAUCUGCGUACUUACAUUUUACUGGUGUCAUAUGACUUUCCAAACCCAAGGUAUUCAAAACCAUAAUUAAGUCGAUAGUCGAUACAUGUCUGACAAUGCUUGGCAUGAAACAUGAUUGGACCAAGGAAUGUUAGAGUCAAUUUUAGUGUUUGUAUAUUGUGUAUAUUGCCAUUGUGUUACUUGUUAUAACUUUUCAGAUUACUGAAUGAAUACCUUUUAGAAACCUGUGUUUUAUGCAUGUACUUCACUUUGAAGACUAAGUACAUCUUGAGUCUUAAGUUUUAACCAGCUCAAGUACAGUACGGAGCAACAAUCAUUGGCGUACCAGUCAGACACGACUAAAAAUUUUGAAUUGUCGCAACGUGUUCUCCAAAUCUUCAAAAUAUUGUUGAAUCAAGGAUUCUUGCUCUUCAAAACAUUGUUGAGUUAAACCAUUCUGAAAUGCGACUACAUUCCUAACAUCUUGAGAGUUAGAGAUAUGGACCACUACCACUACCGUUUAUAAAGGUUCAGAUCUCUACCACCCUACCCAUAGGAAAUUUUUAUUUUACCACGCAGAAUCUGCGUGGCACGUGACCAGCCCCAGCCAGGGUCUUUCCUCCAGAAGAGGGAAAAGCCUGGGAACGAGGUUGUUUAUUUACUGGCUUAAUACGCAUUUGAUUGGUUCAUCAGGCAGAUUAAACGGAUCUGAUUGGCUAAUGGUAGCGGUAGUGGAUGUCAAAAUUCGGCUGAAUAUCUCUAAUUUGGAAAAGGGCGACCUCGGAUUUGUCUGCGGGAAAUUGUGAUGAAAUUAACAGGCAUGAGGCAUAGAAUUAUAGAAAUGUAGUUGAAAGAUUAUAUACGAUUUUCUAGACCUAACCAGGAGCUGUUCCUGGUUCGACUUAAAAUAUUAUAUAUAAUCUUCCGCUCGAAAUUUGCAAGUACAAAAACACUUCAACUGCAUGUUAUACUUGUCUUGAGUGAGAUGCCCGCAAAUCUCGAUAUAGGAAAAUAGUCAAAUUCCCGAAUGUUUUCACACGAAAACAAGGCACUUUUUUCGCGCAAGUGGAAGAUUCUUCGGUUUUGCUAAAAUGAGCAUGGCAGAAAGAUAGAACAAAGACUUUCGUAGAAUUUCCAGACCAUAUAACGUGUUAUAGAUCAUAAUUCUGAUAAUUGAAAUUAUUAUUCCUAGAUGAAGUUUAGACAGUAUAGGUAUAAUACUUUCGUUUUUGUUACAGGGAUUUUAUAGAAAUGGACAUUUUGAUUUCAGCUUUAAGGUAAUGUAUAUAAGCAUUGUAUAAAAUCUUCGAAUGUUCCAGGCGAUCAAAAUAAUUUAUCGUGUCAUCAUAAUUGUUCUUUAAACAGUGUCAAAAUUCUAGUUUGAAAUCAGACAAUCAAGGAGCAAUCAUAUAUAGAUCCAUGUCGUAAUAACAUCAAACGAAGAAUAUUAAGUCCUCCCACACUAAUGAGCAGGAAUUCCUGGUUUAAUUAUAAUCCACCUAACAUAAUCUUGUUAAUUCAAGCAUUCGUCCAUGUGCAGGUAUCCUGCAUGGUUAAAUUAUUAUUCCCCCGUUGUUGGAAAUUUUUCUCUGUGUGGUCAUUCCAGCCAUUGUGUAUAAUUUAUAGUAAAUAUCUUUAAUAAUAGCAAACUUGUAAAAAAAUAACCACAACAGUGAUCAAGUUAACCAGGACUGCGAUUAAAUUAACCGCGAGAAAUUUGGCCAGGGAUAUUUAGUUACUCCAAACAGUGUUAAUUUUGGAUUAACCAGGAGAUGUUUAACCAAGGUGUUUUUGAGUGUAUACCAAGGGUGGAUCCAGCAAGGUUUUUCUAGAGGGGGGGGUGCUGGGUGAGCCGCCGAGUGUUUCUUUAUCGUUCGUUUGGGGGUGGUGCAUGGGAGAGCCGAGAGCAUUCAAAUGAAUUGGCUUCCUAUCGGCUCGAGCACCGAAGGCGCGAGCUCCCUAGGGGUCCAGGGGAAAUUUUGAAAAUUAGAACCCUAGAAAUGCCAUUUGCUGCGAUAUGGGAAUUGAAUUAUGAGCUUGUUUGACUUCAAAAAAGUUCUCACCUUGGAAAUUAUGCCAUAUUUCUGAAUUUGAUUUUUUUGCACCCCCCCUUGCACCCCUGUUGACCAAGGCCAACAGGGGUGCGCACCCCUGUGCACCCCCUAUACAUGUAAAUCCAUCCCUGGUGAAAAGAGUAUGAUACACAUAAAAUCGUGUACAUUUAACGCUGUAUGUUCAUCAGAAAAUGACUCGUUUCCAAACUUUGAGUUAUUUAUUAAACUAUUAAUUUCCUCUCUCCAUGCAUGUUGAAGACGUUUUUAUAAACACUCCAUCUUUUCUUGUAAAUUUCACAGGUUGGACAAGGUUAUCCUCAUGAUGCUCCAAAAGUAAAAUGUGAAACAAAGGUAUUUUUCAUUUCCUCUGCGUACAGUAUACUGUAUACCUAUAUUUGCAUUGAGAUAUGUUUAGAAUUCCAGGGAAAAUGUGGAUUUACCAGGGUGUUAAACGGGUCAUUGUCAACCACAAAAGAGUAA